Tachysurus vachellii is the source of this 1410-nucleotide messenger RNA. RefSeq lists its product as uncharacterized. Lineage: Eukaryota; Metazoa; Chordata; Actinopteri; Siluriformes; Bagridae. The transcript has 5 exons. The coding region runs from base 55 to 1293 and encodes 412 amino acids. The record is from RefSeq and is a predicted model, not a curated record.
UAUAUAUAUGUAUUGUAGGUACGUCACAUCUGUGAUGUGUCCAGUUGGUACACAAUGCUGACUGAAGUCCUGUGCUGUGGACCAUGUACAAAGGCAGCCAGGAGUGGAGAAGGUGGCACGGUGGGCCGGUGGCUUGCAUGGGAUCCUGCUAUUCUAUCACAGCUCAGUGAGGCCCAUCGAGCCAUGUUCCCUGCCAUCCUCACUAGCAGACGCGGCGUGGACAAGAACGUUGUGCGACUUUUGCGUGACCGGACCGAAGGGAACACCAUGGUUAAAGUGUGGCGGCAAAUACAGGAGAAUCACUUUGAGGAGUACCUCCAACGCAAGGACCUGUACACCACGCUCCUCGUGAGUCUAGUGGAACCCGGAGGGAUCGUCUCCGCGUUGGGGUGCACGUUCCAGGCUCCACCGCCUCCAAGAGAGCUGCCCUCAGCUCGUCUCCUGCGCCAUGCCUUCCUGCUGGCAGAGGCCAACAACGUUCAGGAUUACCGGAGCCAGAUCUUGUCCAUUUUUGGCACUGUGCUAAAAAUGGAUUCCACCAAGAAAGUGGGGAAGAAGCUGUCUGGGGAGGGUCAAGGCUCAGCUGAAUGGUUCACCAGCAUUAGCAACGAGCACUCCCAAAUUCUUUCGUUUGUGCUGACCUGCGAGGAGUCCACGGAGAAGCUGGACCCCAUGUGCCGUGGACUUAUGGAAAGGUUCUGGCUGGCCAAUCAACCUGUCCCCAAGAUCUUAUAUGUGGACCGCGGUUGUUGUCGUGCGCAGGGCCCGACGUCAGUGGAGACUUUGUUCCGGCCUUGGGUGGACAGUGGGAUGGUCGUGCGUCUGGACAUCUUUCACUGGAUCCACCGGUUUGACGCAGCCAUCCGCACGGAGAGUCACAGCAAAUAUGCUGCCUUCAAGUCCGCAUUAGCCGGGGCAGUGCUGGCGUACAACCGCACAGACCUGGAGCUGCUCGUCAAGGCCAUGAGAGCCAAGGAUCCGGCGGCCAUGAAAUCUGCGUCAGACGAGGAUGUCAUCCGGCACUACGUUUCCAGGGAACAGCUCAAACACCAUGUGUGGAGGGUCACCCUCGGGGCCCAGGAAACGUUCCGGCUCGUCAGCCUGGCCAUCGAAGAGCUGAAAGGUCCCGCUGGGCUGGACGAAAGUGGAGUGAGCCUCUUCAAAACACCUGAGGCCAUUGAUGAGGUGUGGGCAAGUCAGCAGCGACACCUGGAAUGCAUCCAGGAUCCACCAGACAUGAGCAUGUACAGAGUAGCAUGUAGCACGACCAUCAACGACGUGGACGUGCCGUAAUACAAAUGUCUGCGUGGAAGCAACAGCCUGGAAGGAUUCCACAAAUCUCUGCCUAAUAUGAUUCCAGGUCCCCACUGUGCAGCUCGGCCCUUUCAGGUUUACCUGAUAAGCGGCAUU